Molecule: messenger RNA, 1354 nt
Organism: Jatropha curcas
Lineage: Eukaryota; Viridiplantae; Streptophyta; Magnoliopsida; Malpighiales; Euphorbiaceae
Product: cuscuta receptor 1
Molecular function (GO): protein binding
Source: RefSeq, a predicted model, not a curated record
GAAAUGAUAUAUAAAAAUUUUAAGAUUAUUCACUAAUCAAUUGAGUUUAGCGCAUAUCACGCGUAAUCUCUACAAUUUUAAUAAAUUAUAUUUGAAAUGGAGAGGAGAUGACUACCUAAUAGAUUUUUUAUAUAGUUAAUUAUUUUUGUUUAAUUUAAGUAGCUGGGCACUUUGUAUAUAUGCGCAAACUGUUAAAAAUCUCACGUCGACUAAAUAUCAUAUUCAUUAAAGGCAUAUAAGACUGGUAAGCUAACUUAUUAAUUGGUUAAUACUAACCUUUUAGAUUAAUUGGCCUAAGCCAAAUAUUCCUCUAUUCUACAUUUUCAUCUCAUGGGUUUUAACCUCUUACCCAAUUUAUCUAUUUCUUUUCAAUUGGUAAUACAAACAAUUCAAGUUUACCCAAUCUGCAAUAUCUUGAUCUGAGUUACAAUCGCAUUAACAACUUACUCUCAUCACCCAAUGGAUUUCCUUCUUUGAAACAUUUGGAUCUAAGUUAUAAUUUUCUGAAAGGGAUAUUUCACAUGAAAGAAUUGGAUGGUCUGAGUAACUUAGAGGAGCUAGAUUUGAGCGGAAAUCAAAUAAUUAAGUUUGAAGCUAAGGAAGACACAAGAGGUCUAAGCAAGUUAAGCAAACUAACUCUGGAUAACAUCGCCACAAAUGGAAGAAGCUCUUCACUGCUACAAUCAUUGGGAGCAUUUCCAUAUCUAAAGAUUCUCUCUUUACAAGCAAAUGAUUUCAAAGGAAAAAUAUUUGCUCAAGAGUCGCAUAAUAUGAACAGCUUGGAAGAAUUGAGACUCGACUUUUCAUCGUUGAGUGAAAUCUCCCUUCAAAGUCUUGGAGCGCUGCCUUCUCUUAAAUUUUUAUCUCUGUGUGUUCUCGAAAACACCCUAUCAGCUCAAGGAUUGCCAAAUUUCAAGAGCCUAGAAAUUUUACACAUGAAUUAUUCCUCUAGUAGCAACGACAUCCUGGAAGUGAUGCAAAAAUGACCUCUCUUAAGGCUUUAUCAUUAUGGAAGUGUAGACUCAAUGGCACUAUACCAGUGGCUUCAGGCAUAUGCGAGUUGAAACAUCUCCAAUUUUCAGAUAUGAGCUAUAAUGAUCUCAAAGGUACAUUGCCUUGGUGCUUGGCAAAUAUGACAUCCCUUCAAAGUUCAGAUGUUUCUGGCAAUCAUUUUACUGGAAAAAUCUUCCCCCUUGGUGGAUUGACAUCCAUUCAAUCUUUAAGUCUUUCAAACAAUCACUUCGAAAUCCCAAUUUCACUUGGUCCAUUCUUUAACCAUACAAAACUCAAGUACUUUUAUGGUGAGGAUAAUAUGCUUUAUUCAGAAAUAAAAGUAUAUGAUUCGAUUCCAAAA